Micropterus salmoides (largemouth bass) is the source of this 2874-nucleotide messenger RNA. It is a transcript of the gene txlnba, whose product is annotated as taxilin beta a. The record is from RefSeq and is a predicted model, not a curated record. The transcript is spliced from 11 exons. NCBI's taxonomy places the organism in Eukaryota, Metazoa, Chordata, Actinopteri, Centrarchiformes, Centrarchidae. Bases 174 to 2459 code for a protein of 761 amino acids. Gene Ontology annotation, molecular function: syntaxin binding.
GUGACCCAGCCUCAGAGUGUGAGCUGAGCCGCUCGGGUUAUUUUGGGUGUCAGCUGCCGUUCCGCCCGUCAGCAGGAUCCUCCUCCUCCACCUCCUCUCCUUCCUCUGCCUCUCUCUGUCUCUUCUUCAACUCCUCUCCUUCACUUCACUGAUCCUGUCCCAAAACAUUCAGGAUGGAGACGUCGGUGAAAGCAGCUGAGGUGAUGGUGCCCCAGCCUGAUGUGGCGGACGCCGUGAACGCUGAAGGUAAUGCGGCGGCGGCGGCUCCAGCUGCAGCCUGUGGCUCCUCCUCCGACUUUUUCGACCCCAUGGAGGAGUUCAGCAGACGGCUGGAGGACAUCAUCAGCACCCACGGCUCCGCAGCCAGCCUCCCGGACAAACAGAGAGUCGUGGAGGCCGAGACGGAGAAGGAGGAAGAUGACAUCACAGUUACCAUGGAGACAGAGGUCUCUCUCAUCAUGCAGAGUCUGAACAAGAUCUCUUCUCCAGAGAAGAAACUGGAAGAUUUGGUCAAGAAACAUGCUGAGCUGGCAGCCUUGCGGCGCUGUGAUGAGAAGAAGCUGUGUGAUCUGCAGCAGAGGUUGUCCUCCGUGCUGGAUGAGCGGCAGCAGCUGCAGGCUGAGAGCCGCAGCAGCAUCGCAGCUCGCAGCAAACUGGAGAGUCUGUGCAGAGAGCUGCAGGGACACUACAACAUACUGAGGGAGGAGACCAUUCAGCGCUGCAGGGAGGAUGAGGAGAAGAGGAAGGAGAUGACCAGCCACUUCCAGAUGAUGCUGACAGAAAUCCAGGCCCAGAUCGAGCAGCACAGCGCCCGAAACGACAAGCUGUGCCACGAAAACAGCAACCUGACCGACAAACUGGAGAGUCUCAUGAACCAGUGCGAGAUGCGGGAGGAGAGUUUGGAGAAGAUCAACCAGCGGCGCGACCUGCAGCACAAACUGACUGAAGCCAAACUGCAGCAGGCCAACGCUCUGCUGAACGAAGCCGAGGAGAAGCACAAGAGAGAGAAAGAAUAUUUACUGGUUCAGGCUGCAGAGUGGAAACUGCAGGCUCAGACACUCAGAGAGCAGGGGACUGUCAUGCAAGCGCAGCUGGCCCUCUACGCUCAGAAGUUUGAUGAGUUUCAGGCGACACUGGCCAAGAGCAACGAAAUCUACGUCCGCUUCAAAAAGGAGAUGGAUAAUAUGUCAGACAAGAUGAAGAAAAUGGAGAAAGAGUCAAAUCUGUGGAAGACGAGGUUUGAGAACUGCAACAAAGCUCUGACUGACAUGAUUGAAGAGAGAGGUGAGAAAGCCAAAGAGUACGACCUGUUCGUCCUGAAGAUCCAGAAGCUGGAGAAGCUGUGUCGUGCCCUACAGGAAGAGAGGGCAGUCCUCUAUGACAAGAUCAAGGAAGUCCGCCAAGCAAACUCCAACCUCCCAUCAAAGUACUUCGGCAGCUCUACACCCGACGCCAUCCCUGACAGUGAGGGUGCUGACAAAACUGCCCUGCUCACCACUGUGGAGAUCCAGGAGAUCCAGGAGGAAGACCCAGUAUUAACGGAGGGGAUGACCCGCCUGAAGGAGGAGCAGGCCAAGCUGCAGGAGUUUGCCGCCUCCCUGUUGGCCACACCCAGCGACGACGAUCAAGAGGACAACGGUGAUUUAGACCCUGAAGAAGACCUGGUGGCUUCUGCGUUUGACCAGUUUAAAACCCAAACUCAGGUCAGAAAGGAGGUGGUUUCAGUCCCUGAGCAGACGGUAGAUGUAAAAUCAGAGGCAGCAGAAUCAGUUCUCCCACAGCCAGCAGUGUCCACGCCUGAAGCCCCAACACCUGUGCAGAACACUUCUGAAGCUGAUGGAAAACCAGAAGCAGAAAAGGUUCAAACCCCGGUCAAGGAGAAAGAGGUGCAACCUGUUAAACUAGAGGAUGAGAUCCAGCACCAACCAGAAGCUCCAACACCUGUGCAGAACACUUCUGAAACAGAAGCAAAAGUUCAAACCCAGGUCAAAGAGGUGCAACCCGUUAAACUAGAGGAUGAGAUCCAGCAGGAACCAGAAGCUCCAACACCUGUGCAGAACACUUCUGCAACAGAAGCAAAAGUUCAAACCCAGGUCAAAGAGGUGCAACCUGUUAAACUAGAGGAGGAGAUCCAGCAGGAACCAGAAGCUCCAACACCUGUGCAGAACACUUCUGCAACAGAAGCAAAAGUUCAAACCCAGGUCAAAGAGGUGCAACCUGUUAAACUAGAGGAGGAGAUCCAGCAGGAACCUGCUGAACCAGUUCCAACAACAGAGCCUGAGAAAGUCCAGAUUAAUCCACCAACAGACCCGAAACCAGAGGCUGGUGAGGUCAAACCAGUGGUGCCAGUGGGAGACGAGGAGGUCCAGGCUGAAUCAGCGCAAGUUCCAGAAGAGAAACCAAAGACAGCUUCACCCACUGAAAACUCUGAUGCCGACUCUCCAAGAAGCAAACGCUGAAGAAAAAGAAGAAGAGGAACGGCAAGAAUGCUAGCUAAGGUUUCGGACGUGCGGAAGGUGUGUGUGGUGUUAUUUGGGAAUAGUGUGCGUGUGUGUGUAGCUGAAAUCACACUGUGCCUUUGUUCCUUUCGUAAAGGUUAAAAUCUUUAGUUUGUCCCAACUGGUGCAGCUGAGGUGUUUUAUCAAGACUGAGGACGGACGAUUAAAACCAACUGUAUUUUACACUUUGAACGUCUAAAUGAGCAACGUUUGACCUGGUAGAAGGAAUGAAAGGAUGAAGACGAAGUCUAAAUCACUGAGAGAUAAAACAAGGUUUUUCUGCCAACACAAAACAAGUGGUUGGUAUCCAUGCCAGUAAAAUAGCAGUGUCUCCUUUAAACUCCAAUAAAUGGAUUUUUUUGUGACAAUUUUAAAA